Messenger RNA from Lolium rigidum, 1252 nucleotides. RefSeq names its product myosin heavy chain IB-like. The coding region runs from base 1 to 987 and encodes 328 amino acids. The transcript has 8 exons. The record is from RefSeq and is a predicted model, not a curated record. Gene Ontology annotation, molecular function: RNA binding. NCBI's taxonomy places the organism in Eukaryota, Viridiplantae, Streptophyta, Magnoliopsida, Poales, Poaceae.
AUGGAUCGGUACCAGAGGGUGGAGAAGCCGAGGGAGGAGGUGCCCAUCAAGGAGAAUGAGAUCCGCAUCACCACCCAGGGCAGGAUGCGCAACUACAUCACCUACGCCACCACCUUGUUCCAGGACAAAGGUUGCGAUGAAGUUGUAUUCAAGGCAAUGGGAAGGGCCAUAAACAAGACUGUCAUGAUUGCAGAAUUGAUCAAGAGGAGAAUUGUGGGUCUCCAUCAGAACACCGCCACGGAAUCUACUGAUAUUACUGAUACAUGGGAGCCAUUGGAGGAAGGCCUACUCCCCCUUGAGACGACAAGGCAUGUGUCUAUGAUUACUAUAACUCUUUCAAAGAAGGAGCUGGACACUUCCUCUGUCGGGUAUCAAUCUCCACUUCCAGCGGACAAGGUGAAGCCAUUUGUUGAAUAUGAUAAUGAAGAAGAUGUACACUCACCUCCUGGACGAGGAAGAGGACGUGGUCGAGGUCGUGGAAGGGGAAUGGGAAGGGGUAGAGGUGCACGUGGAAACGGAUAUGUGGAGUAUGGUGACGGUGGCUGGGAGGGUGAGCAUGCGCCUGUUUAUGCAGGCAAUGGGUAUGCUGACCAUGCUCCAGCUUAUGAAGGCAAUGGUUAUGCACGUGGUAGAGGCCGCGGUUUCAGAGGCCGUGGCAGGAGAGGUGGCUAUGGUGGCCAGCCUGAUUAUCAGCAAGAGGGAGGAAGAGGUGGCUAUGGAGGCCACCGGGAUUAUCAGCACGAUGGAGGGUAUUAUGACGAUGCACCAGCACCACCCCGAGGUGGUGGCCGUGGUUUCAGGGGCCGUGGCAGGAGAGGUGGAUACGGUGGCCAGCCUGAUUAUCAGCAAGACGGAGGGUUUUACGAUGAGGCACCUCCUGCACCUGCUGGAGGCCGCGGCCGUGGUCGUGGGAGAGGCCCAGCCCGGGGCAGAGGGCGUGGUGGCAAUACCAAUGGCAUGGUGUACGCCGCUGCUUCCACUGCGUAAGCUGGUUGCAGCUCCUCUGAAGCUGUUGCCGUUAGUUGGAUGCCUGCUCCAAGUAUGAAGAUGUAUCAUCUGUGUUGUUUGUCGGUUGACAUAUACUUUGUAUAAGCUUGACAUUCAUUGUGAAUGCGGCCAGAUUUUGAUCUGUGACUAGGUCUGUAGGGUAGCUCCUGUUAUGAUUGUGCUUUCUUUUUCCAAGUAGAUGUCAAGCUAAUUGUAGCUAUCAGUUGGUAAAGGUUUAGAGCAGGGCAUUCUUUUAAAUUUUUAC